AUGGACAUGACUAAGCGUUGGAGCUGUACCCAAGAAACUCAUUAUGGCUUCACUGUGCCGCAUGGGGACCGCAGCUUAAUUGCCAAUGGCGGGUGGACAAAACAAAACAACCGAUGCGGAGUGAAGAAAAUAAACCCGAGAAAGACAAACGAGAAAAGUGGGAGGAAACUUUACUCUAUAAAAAUAACACACUUGACAGAAAAUAAAAUCCCAGAGGAGUACUUCAAGUACAACCUGCCUCCCGAGCCGAUAUACCCAUACAUCACCGUCCCUAACAAUCUGUACACGAGGCAAACAAAAGAUGAGGAGCCUCCUCCUGAUGGACACCCCCCCCCAAGUGGAGGAAAUGAAUUGGAUGAUGAAAAAUAUCCUGAAAAUUCAGCACAGAUAGGAAAAAUGUCUUCUGAAGAAUUCUCAAAAUGGAAUGAAGAAAAAAUAAAAAAAAUGAAAGCGUUGCCUGAACCAACCAUAGAAGAUUAUAUUGAGGAUACACAAUUUAAGAAGUAUGUCCAUCCUUGUUUGAUUAAAAAGGUGUCUCAAAAGGACAGGAACAAAGUGCAUCAUUCUAUAUUGUCUCUUAUUGACCCAAAGGUAGAAUUUUCUGUAAUUGACUGUUUUGGUGAAAAUGAUGAAGAAAAUGACCUCACGGAAUAUGACGCAGCUUUUAGGGGUAUAGCACCUUGGCCCACCACAGAUGAAUUAAGAAAAAAUGAAAAUGAUUACCAAUUUGAGAAAACUGAUCUCGAGGUGGAAUACAAUAUAACGUAUGACAAAGCGGGGUACCAACAGUUUAGGCAUAAGCUUCUUGCGGAGCAGCUGCAGGGUAGUGGAAAAGAGGAGAAUAUAGCUGGGGGAGAAGAAACUACUGGGACGAAAAAUAUAACUGAUGAAGAACUUGUUAAGGGGCAAUUGAAAGCGAACUCCCCGCCACCUGUAUCCGUUGAAGACAUAAGAAAGUUGUACUUCAAGAAGGAGGUCAAAACGCUGAGGGAGGCAAAGGAAGAAAUGGUCAAAUGGGCAGAACGAAAAACAUCCUCGAGGAGCACAUGGACUUUGACGGAGGAAGAACUGAAGUUGCUGCCGGAGAGGUUCAGGCGAUUAUACCAUCAGAAGAGAAGGGAAAAGUUGGAGCAGGCCAGGGAGGCUAAGCGGAAGGAGGAGGCGCGACGGAGGGGGCAGCUCCAGGACGAGUUCUCCUUGUGGGAUGAGGGGGGCCUAUCCAGCAUAGAGCAGUUGCGUGGAGAGGAGUGCGGCAAAAUUAGGUGCGAGACGAGCCGUGAAAUGAGUGACAAGACGAGUGACGAGAUGAACAGCGAAAGCAGCGUAGAUGGGCUGCCGCACCAAGAGGAUAACCCCCCAAUCAGCGACGAGCAUAAUCUGCACAAUGUCAGAUUACUUGAAGACAACGUGCUGUACACAAAGGCCAAGUCGCCAGUGGAAAAUAUGUUAUACGAGUGGGAUGAUUCGCUGAGGUGCAAAUGGAGAAAGAGAGCUGAAGAAGUGAUACGCGAUGUCAUCAUGUAUGAUUAUCCUAUGAAGGAACUGAGAAGACCAUCAAAGUUAGACCUUUACGAUGUGACAUGGUAUGCGGGGAAGGUUGAAGUGUUUGUCAUUCCAGACGAAACGCAAGGGAAAAAUUAUAAAAUUACAUUAUUUGAUUUGAAGCAGCUGGUCAAAAAAAUUGCAGAAAGGUUAAAAGAGCUUGAAAUCGAUGAAGAAAUUAUUAUUUUGCCAUUUUUUGAAUUAGUUGUUUCGUCUCUGCCCAGUAAAAAUAUUCUUGUGUGUAGGAGGGACUGGUGUAAUCAUGCUGGGAAGGAGGUGACCGUCUUUUUUAAGGAGAAUAUGUUUCCUCCUUUGGAAGGUAUACUUCUAGGAUCUCCUAGCGUCUUUCAUUUAAUUAUAAAUGUUAAUUAUGAACGAAUAGAAAAUUUAGAUGUUCAUACGAUUGAUAAGGUGAUUCUGAGGGACACCAAGGAUGAACUUCGAGGACACAUUGUGCUGAAGGCUGCAAUGGAGAACCAAGUGGGGGGAAAAGCUGAAUCUGUUGGAGGGGCCCCCAGUGGGGACGUUUCAGACAGCAGCAAUUUAUCUUCACCUGAAGGAGAGCCCGAAUCUGCUGCACCUCUGGAGGGGGAUAAUGAAGAAGACGAAGGGGUGGUCACCAGGAAGACAGGCUUUGAUGAAUUGCAAAAGUUGAAGGACAUCGAGCGGGUGAGUGCAACUACUCUGAGUGGUGGUCAGCUUCGCAAUAAGCAGUUGCGUAGGGAUGAGGGUGCCGACCCGGUUCAGGGUGAAAGCAGCGCGCGUACAGACCUCGAUGGCAUCAGCCCAGUUAGCGGCAUUAACCGAUUGGGAGAAGAUGAUGACGCAGCUAAGAUGCGAAAGCAGGCCCUCGAGGAGGAAGAAGAGGACGACGACGAAGAGGAUGAAGACGAAUCCUACGACGAUGUCGCUGAUGAUGGGGACAUUUAUGGGGUUGAAGAUGAUGAAGGUGGCUCUGACGAGGGGGAAGACUACGGAGACGAUGAGGAUGAUUACAUGCCAGAGGAGUGA
Molecule: messenger RNA, 2553 nt
Organism: Plasmodium fragile
Lineage: Eukaryota; Apicomplexa; Aconoidasida; Haemosporida; Plasmodiidae
Exons: 4
Coding region: 1-2553 (850 amino acids)
Source: RefSeq, a predicted model, not a curated record